AUGCAGUUCAUCAACUACCUCCUCUUCUGCCUCCCAGCAGUAGCACUCGCCAUGCCACUUCCACAACUCAUCGGUGGCGCCAAAUGUCCACCCCAGAACACGGAGAACAAGGGUUCUGGACUCCUCGGGAAUGGCGUUAAUGUCUCGCUUCUUUCCCCCAAAUUUCCGUCUUUCAAUGGUCUGGUCGGUGGCUGUGGAAACUAG
Messenger RNA from Ramularia collo-cygni, 204 nucleotides. RefSeq lists its product as uncharacterized. The transcript is spliced from 2 exons. Lineage: Eukaryota; Fungi; Ascomycota; Dothideomycetes; Mycosphaerellales; Mycosphaerellaceae. The record is from RefSeq and is a predicted model, not a curated record. Bases 1 to 204 code for a protein of 67 amino acids.